GUUACAUGUCUUUAAAAGUUUAUCCUAUACCUUUUGUUCUGUUUUUGAGACAGGGUUUGGCCGUGUAACCCAGGCUAGCCUCGAACUCAAAAUCCUCCUGUCUUAGCCUGCUGGGAGUCCAGGCAUCGGCCACCACACACUGCAUAUCCUACAUCAACAGUACAUACCUAUACCUUUUUAAUUUUUUUUAAAGCAGUACUGAGAUUUGAAAUCAGGACCUUGCAGCUUGGUAGGCAGAUGAGCUACCAAUUGAACCAUGUCCCCAGAUCCCUCCCUACACCUUUUUAAUGGCUUGGUAGUUGUAUUUCUUUAAAAAAGACUUUUGUGGUGUUGGAAGAUGGAACCCGGGGCCAUUCAGCCUGACAAUUACAUUUCUUAGUAUCUUAAGCUCUAUGCUGGGGGUGGCGUCAAACCCAGGACUUGUGCAUGCUAAUUGCAAGCACUCUACUACUGAGACAUAUUAACUGAGUCCUAUUAACCAUUUUUAUUUUCAGUUUUCUGGAAUAGGAUUUCUAAUACCAGGAUUGUUAAAUGUGCUAGGUACAGUGGGUCACGCCUGUAAUCCAGCUUUUUGGGAAGUGGAGAUGGGGAGGAUCAUGGUUUGAGGCCAGCCUUGGCAGAAAGCGUGAUUGUGGUGGAGUUGCACCUAUUAUUCCAGCUACUCAGAAGAUAGUAGUCUAGUCCUGCUGGGGCAAAAAUUUAUGGCUCAAGUGGUAAAGCAUUUGCCUAGCAAGUACAAGGCUGAAUACAAACCCUAGUACCACCAAAAAUAAAUAAAUCAUAGAUUGUGUUAGCUACAGUAAAUACAGUGGAAAAUGUAAAUUUAGAUAUUUUGCCCAUUUCAGUCAUCCUCAUCAGAUUAUUUGGAGAUACAGCAUUAGACUAAUGACUUCAGUUUUACUUGGUAAUGUUGGGAAAAGGUAAUAAAUGAAAGCUACAUUAAAUGUCAUUACAAGGACUAGUACCUUUUGGAUGUAAUAAUGAGAAGACAGAAAAGUAGAAGCAAGAUAGUGGGAUUGAUAAACCUGAAAAUUGGAUAAUUGAUCCUUAAGCUUGUGAGAUUUGGACAUUUUGUCUAUAUGUGUACAAGAAGAAACUUCCAGAACAGUAAAACUUCUCAGUAUUGAGAUGGAAACAUGUUUCUGAAUAUGGAAUAAUGAUUAUAGAAUUCAAAGCAGAGAACACUUGGGCUGGCGGAAUGGCUCAAGUGGUAGUGCGCCAGCCAAGCAAGUACAGGACCCUGAGUUUAAACCCCAGUAAUACCAAAAAAAAAGAAUACUGAGUUUGCUGUGAUUGUAAGUAGUAAAUGCACAUUGUAAUAAAUUUGGAAAAGAUAGUAACACGUAAGGAGAAAAGUCAUCUAUUGUCCCACUUAUCUAGAGAUAGCCACUAUGUUUUAUCUUUUUAUAAGAUAAAGUAUGCACAUGCAAAAAUAUGAAUAACUGUAUCUGUGGGUUUUGAUGUGAAGCAUAGUAAAGUUCUCUGGAUUGUUAAAUUGGUGUUUGCAUCAUUGUCUAUCGUCUUAGGAUCCAAUUGUCUCCCUACUUCACAUAUCCAGUAUUCUUUCCUUAUUAAAUCAAGACAAGGUCUUAUAUUUACUGUUUACAUCUCCCUUGUUAUCAGUGAGGCCUCACUUUAUUGUUAAAACAAGCACGCCUUAAGUCUCAUUUCUAAUGUGGAGAGAAAAGAAUGGUCACCUCCAUUAAAGAAGCAGGUCUUCAUGAUGUUGGCUGGAGAAGGCCACGGUCAACCAGAUGGUGAUGGAAUUUCCUGACAAUGUGUUAAAUCUUGAUGGACAUCAGAAUAAUGGUACACAACUAAAGCAGUUCAUUCAGCGACAUAGUAUGCUUAAGCAACAAGAUCUAAGUAUUGCCAUGGUGGUAACAUCGCGUGAAGUCUUGAGUGCACUUUCUCAGCUUGUCCCAUGUGUUGGUUGUCGUCGCAGUGUGGAGCGUCUCUUUUCCCAGCUUGUAGAGUCUGGAAAUCCUGCCCUUGAACCCCUGACAGUAGGGCCCAAGGGAGUCUUAUCUGUAACUCGAAGCUGCAUGACUGAUGCAAAGAAGCUUUAUACAUUAUUUUACGUACAUGGGUCCAAACUAAAUGACAUGAUAGAUGCUAUUCCAAAAAGUAAGAAGAACAAGAGAUGUCAGUUGCACUCCUUAGAUACACACAAGCCAAAACCUUUGGGUGAAGGGAGCAGUAGCAGUGUCAGUUCAGAGAAGUUAAGUACAGAUAAGAGAAGUAGUGAAGACCACAGGAAGGACAGCAAGUGUAGGAUCAUUUUCCAUUAUGGACCUUUCCAGGGAACAGCCAGGGGUUGUUGGAUGGAUGUAUGGGAACUUAUGUCCCAGGAAUGCAGGGAUGAAGUAGUUUUAAUUGACUCUAGUUGUCUUUUAGAAACACUAGAAACAUACCUGCGAAAACACAGGUUUUGCACUGAUUGCAAAAAUAAAGUCCUCCGAGCAUACAAUAUUCUUAUUGGUGAACUUGAUUGCAGCAAAGAAAAGGGCUACUGUGCUGCACUUUAUGAAGGCUUGCGGUGCUGUCCACAUGAACGACACAUACAUGUUUGCUGUGAAACAGACUUCAUUGCACAUCUUUUGGGUCGUGCUGAGCCAGAGUUCGCAGGAGGGUAUGAGCGAAGAGAAAGGCAUGCUAAGACAAUAGAUAUUGCUCAAGAAGAGGUUCUGACCUGCUUGGGAAUUCAUCUUUAUGAAAGGCUACAUAGAAUCUGGCAAAAACUACGAGCUGAAGAGCAGACAUGGCAGAUGCUUUUCUAUCUUGGUGUUGAUGCUUUACGUAAGAGCUUUGAGAUGACUGUGGAAAAAGUACAGGGUAUUAGCCGCUUAGAACAACUUUGUGAGGAAUUUUCAGAAGAGGAACGUGUAAGAGAACUCAAGCAAGAAAAGAAACGCCAAAAACGGAAGAACAGACGAAAAAACAAGUGCGUGUGUGAUAUUCCUACUUCCUUACAAACAGCAGAUGAAAAAGAAGUAAGCCAAGAGAAGGAAACAGACUUCAUAGAAAAUAGCUGCAAAGCCUGUGGCAGCACUGAAGAUGGUAAUAGUUGUGUAGAAGUAAUUGUUACCAAUGAAAAUACAUCAUGUACCUGUCCUAGCAGUGGCAAUCUUUUGGGGUCCCCUAAAAUAAAGAAAGGCAUAUCUCCACACUGUAAUGGUAGUGAUUGUGGAUAUUCAUCAAGCAUGGAAGGGAGUGAAACAGGUUCUCGAGAAGGUUCAGAUGUUGCUUGCACUGAAGGCAUUUGUAACCAUGAUGAACAUGGUGAUGAUUCCUGUGUUCAUCACUGUGAAGACAAAGAAGAUGAUGGUGAUAGUUGUGUUGAAUGUUGGGCAAAUUCUGAAGAGAGUAACACAAAAGGAAAAAAUAAAAAGAAGAAAAAGAAAAGCAAGAUGUUGAAAUGUGAUGAACAUAUCCAAAAGCUUGGAAGCUGUAUUACAGAUCCAGGUAAUCGAGAGACCUCAGGAAAUACCGUGCACACAGUGUUUCACCGAGACAAGACCAAAGAUGCACAUCCUGAAAGCUGUUGUAGCACUGAAAAGGGUGGGCAACCACUGCCCUGGUUUGAGCAUAGAAAAAACGUACCACAGUUUGCAGAACCCACAGAAACGUUGCUUGGUCCUGAUUCAGGAAAAGGUGCCAAGAGCUUAGUUGAACUCCUUGAUGAGUCUGAAUGUACUUCAGAUGAGGAAAUCUUUAUCUCACAAGAUGAAAUACAGUCAUUUAUGGCUAAUAACCAGUCUUUCUACAGCAAUAGAGAACAAUACCGACAGCAUCUGAAGGAGAAAUUUAAUAAAUACUGCCGCUUAAAUGACCACAAGAGGCCCAUUUGUAGUGGCUGGUUGACAACGGCUGGAGCAAAUUAAAUAAAUAAAGUAGCUCUGUCUUUCAAUGAAACACUCAAGAUGACUACUGCGCCUUCUCUUUCAAAAAACUCUUAAUUUAGUGACUUACGACAAAAUUUUAUCUUAAAUCAAUGUGAUUCUUUCUUGUUUUGGGAGACGGUGGAGGUAACCUCAUUAGUUUGUUCUUUCUUCAAGCUUGUGUCUUUAGUUGCGUGGCUGCGCAGGCCUGCCAUAUGAUUUAAGCCAUCUCUUUUCAUUAAAUGUUUCUCUUCCUGUGAGACUUACUAAAGCAACUUAGUGGCAAAAAGUAAUGUUGUACUUAUACUUCUGUACAGAAAUGACAAUGAGCUGAAUAUAUGGUUUUACAAAGUAGACAUCCAUUUGCGAAAUGUUUGGAUGUAAUGUUAAAGCGCAAUGUGCAAAAUUUAAAAUAAAGAAUAUUUAUUAAUACGCAUAGUA
Molecule: messenger RNA, 4322 nt
Organism: Castor canadensis (American beaver)
Lineage: Eukaryota; Metazoa; Chordata; Mammalia; Rodentia; Castoridae
Gene: Ggnbp2
Product: gametogenetin binding protein 2
Cellular component (GO): cytoplasm; nucleus
Source: RefSeq, a predicted model, not a curated record